Molecule: messenger RNA, 1058 nt
Organism: Sesamum indicum (sesame)
Lineage: Eukaryota; Viridiplantae; Streptophyta; Magnoliopsida; Lamiales; Pedaliaceae
Product: UDP-glycosyltransferase 75C1-like
Molecular function (GO): quercetin 3-O-glucosyltransferase activity; quercetin 7-O-glucosyltransferase activity
Source: RefSeq, a predicted model, not a curated record
UUUAUGCUUCCUAACUGCUCGGAGAGGUAUAGUUUUGCUCUUACAACUUUCAAGGAACAGCUCGAGGCAUUGGAUGUCGAAACGAAGCCUAAAGUGCUUGUCAACACUUUUGAUUCAUUGGAGUCUAAUGCGCUCAAGGCCAUCGACAAGUAUGAGUUAAUUGGAGUCGGGCCCUUGAUUCCUUCUGCUUUCUUGGGUGGUAAAGAUCCUUCCGAUACGUCUUUUGGCGGAGAUCUCUUUCAGAAAUCUGAUGACUACAUAGAAUGGUUGAACUCGAAGCCCGAAUCUUCAGUUGUUUAUGUGUCUUUCGGCAGCUUGCUGAGGCUACCAAAAGCUCAGAUGGAGGAGAUUGCAAAAGGGCUACUAGACAGUAGUAGGCCGUUUCUGUGGGUUAUACGAGACAACGAAAAAGCCAAUGAGGAGAAGAAAGAAGAUGAUGAGAGGUUAAGUUGCAUGGAGGAAUUGGAAAAGGUGGGGAGAAUUGUGCCAUGGUGCUCUCAACUUGAGGUUCUAACGCACCCAUCGUUGGGGUGUUUCGUGACACACUGUGGGUGGAAUUCGACUCUUGAGAGCAUAUCAUGCGGUAUUCCGGUGGUGGCUUUUCCCCAUUGGACGGAUCAAGGGACCAACGCUAAGUUGAUUGAAGACGUAUGGAGGACGGGUGUUAGAGUGAGAGGCAACGAAGAUGGGGUGGUGGAGAGUAGUGAAAUAAGGAGGUGUAUUGAGGAAGUAAUGGAUGGGAGGGAAAAGAGCAGAAAACUGAGAGAGAACACUGAGAAAUGGAAGGAUUUGGCAAGAGAAGCAAUGGAGGAGAAUGGAUGUUCUAAUAAGAAUCUGAAGGCCUUCUUUGAUGAAAUUGGAGCUGGUUUUUAGUCUUUCCUUUGUAUUACACUGAGAAUGAUUGAUCUGCUUUGUUAAUUCCAGUGGUUUUCGUUUCUCUUUCUUUGUCGACAUCCUUGUUCUUUUAUUUUGUUUUGGUCAUAUGAUAAAAUAGAAUGUUAUGUAUGUAAAGGUGAAAUAUUUUUAUAGCGAUAUGAAGUAGCAUUUUGUGAGGAUAA